This is a messenger RNA of Pundamilia nyererei, 2851 nucleotides long. RefSeq names its product major facilitator superfamily domain containing 8 (gene mfsd8). Bases 650 to 2176 code for a protein of 508 amino acids. NCBI's taxonomy places the organism in Eukaryota, Metazoa, Chordata, Actinopteri, Cichliformes, Cichlidae. Gene Ontology annotation, molecular function: transmembrane transporter activity. Gene Ontology annotation, biological process: transmembrane transport. The transcript is spliced from 12 exons. Gene Ontology annotation, cellular component: lysosomal membrane. The record is from RefSeq and is a predicted model, not a curated record.
CCUUCUCGCCGAUCCAAUCAAGUGACCCUCGGACUGUGUUUGGGUGGUUUGCUAGUUUUCACGUGAGCGCGGUUCGUCAAGGUGCGCGCUAACAGUCGAGUAAACACGGAUGUUAUUCGAAAUUAGCGUCUAAAACACUGCGCAGCCUGUGCAACAACAAAGGAAAGACACCUCAGAGUGUUUAAUGUUUAUGUAAAUAAUUUCAUGUUAAGUUUUUGAUAAGAUAUGAUAAGCGUACUGAAGAAAAAACUCGGCAGAACACAGUUUAUUUGGGACUCAAUUUGCCUUAUUUUGAAAGAAUUUACCGGAAGCCGAUGCUUAAAUAAUGGGUGCCUUGCGUGUUAGAGCUGUCACUGAUAUCAUAGUCCAGCUUUGCGUGUUUUUAUGUGGCGUACUGUGCUUUGUUCUUGGUAAAACGACCGUUUAUCAUGGUUUGCGGUAUCAGUUAGACUCGUGCAUAUGACUUAAGGGGCCAAAUGUUUGACCCUAACGUUAGCUAGCUAGCUACUCGGAGCUUUAUGGGAGAGGUGAAAGUUAGCAAGUGUCGUUCACUGACCCUCGACUACAUGGCGACCUAAAAGUACUGUUUUGCUUUUUCAAAGUCCACGGGUGGAGUCAUAAUAUCGCAGAGUUAGUGUUUUGUUAAAAGAUGUCUCAACCUGAACCCGACAACACCACCCCGCUGCUCAGGGAUGAGAGGAGCAGCAGCGAUGACUCGCAGGAUGAUGACUACAGAAGUCGGUGGAGGUCCAUCAGAGUCAUGUACUUCACUAUGUUCCUCAGUAGUGUAGGUUUCACUAUUGUCAUCACAUCACUUUGGCCCUAUUUGCAAAAGACUGAUGACAGCACUGAUGCCAGCUUCCUGGGAUGGGUGGUUGCAGCAUACAGCAUCGGACAGAUGGUGGCCUCACCCAUUUUUGGCUGGUGGUCCAAUCAUCGGCCACGCAGGGAACCACUGGUGUGUUCCAUCUCCAUUAACUUGGCAGCCAACAUCUACUAUGCCUACGCAUACCUGCCGAAGACCUAUAACAAGUAUCACAUCCUCAUGUCCAGAGUCUUUGUGGGCUUCGGAGCAGGUAACGUAGCUGUGGUGAGGUCCUAUGUUGCUGGAGCUACAUCACUGAACGAGAGGACCGGUGCCAUGGCUAACAUGAGUGCCUGCCAGGCCCUCGGUUUCAUCCUCGGGCCAGCCCUGCAGGCAUGUCUGUCCUUCAUUGGUGAGGAAGGUGUCACACUGGACUUCAUAGCGCUGAAGCUCAACAUGUACACCACCCCAGCGUUACUGGCUGCAGUGUUCGGCCUCAUCAACAUCCUGCUCGUCGUCAUUCUGCUGAGAGAGCAUCACGUUGAUGAAGAUGGAAGGCACAUUCAAUCUAUCAACUACACAUCAGAAGAGAGAGUUGAUAUAUCAGAAGAAACUGUUGAAAGCAUCGAUCAGGUGGCUGUCAUGACAUCCAACAUCCUGUUCUUCAUCAUCAUGUUCAUCUUUGCUAUCUUUGAGACAAUUACCACGCCCCUAUCUAUGGACAUGUUUGCCUGGACAAGGGAAGAAGCUGUGCUGUACAACGGGAUCAUUCUCUGCUGCAUCGGAUUUGUAUCAAUCUUGGUGUUUCUGGCUGUAAAAGUGGCUGCUCUUAGAUUCGGAGAUCGGCCUGUGUUGUUAAUCGGCUUGGUCAUUAUUUUCUGUGGCUUCUUUAUUCUUCUCCCAUGGGGAAACCAUUAUCCUAAAAUCCAGUGGGCAGACAUAAAAAACAACUCCUUUGUGACUCAGAUGCCUGACCUCGUGCCAGCCCCGAACAGUACUGUGGAGCCAACGGGGUGUCCCAUCGAACAAACCUGGUGCCAGUAUACUCCUGCUAUACACAUAGCUCAGUUCUUCUCAGCGGACUUCCUCAUUGGAGUGGGAUACCCAGCCUGCAAUGUGAUGUCCUACACACUGUAUUCCAAAAUCCUUGGACCCAAACCUCAGGGUGUGUACAUGGGCUGGCUGACGGCGUCGGGCAGCGGGGCACGGACACUCGGCCCGGUCUUCGUCUCCCAUGUCUACACCCACCUGGGACCUCGCUGGACCUUCAGCCUCAUCUGCGGCAUGGUGGCAGGAGCAAUCAUCCUCCUCAUCUCGGCCUACCGCAGACUCAUUGCCUUUUCUGUUCGCCAUGGAAGGAUUGUAGAGUAGCACUGAUGGAAACCGAUCGCCGUUUGUUAUACUUGCUUUCAGCACGUAAGUCCUGGCCAUCAUGACAUUCUGUCGCUGCCACUUUGAAAAGUGGGGACGGAUAAACUUUUAAAAGUUUGUAACUCAGGGUUUUGACUUUUUAACUCUUGCAAAGACAGUUUUUUCAUAACAUGAUCGAAGACCGCUGCUUCAUGAUUUAUAAAGGAGCUAAAACUGCAGUGAACGCGCAGCUCACUUGUUGGGAAAGAAAACAUGACAGAAGUGUGUCUUUGAGUGAUGAACAUAAUUACACAUGCAUUACAUCGUAGAACAUUACAUUUGACAAUUUUAACAUUUCCUGCUAAACUCUUUUUCUUAAUGGAAAAAAAUACUGAUAUUAUUUUUCCUUCUGUUAAUGGCUUAACCUGUAGUUGUUUAAAACUGCAGGUUUUUGUCUAUUGGAAAAUAUUCAGAAAUGUCUGGGUGGGUGCGGGUGUGUAUGGUAACAAUAAACUGAUUAAUAAAUAAACUGUUUAAGAUUUUUAUCUAACCCUGUGCUGGCAGUAUUUAGUGUGUAUAUCUUAUGAUGAGGUGGGCUUCUUUAUAUCAGACAAUGUAUUAUGUGUAGCCUAACAUUGUUGCUCCUCAGAGAAGGCUUAAGCAGCUGUGCACUUUAAAUUGUUAAAGAAAAACCAU